This is a messenger RNA of Rotaria sordida, 675 nucleotides long. Lineage: Eukaryota; Metazoa; Rotifera; Eurotatoria; Philodinida; Philodinidae. The record is from the annotation of a GenBank genome assembly.
AUGAAAGAUAAAGCUAUUCAUUCAUUUCUGACAUUACCGGUAGAACUUGUCUGUCGUAUUCUUGAUAAGCUUGAUACAUUUACUAUUCUAUGUUCAAUGCUCAAUGUUUGUACACGCAUUAAUGUAAUUGUAGAUGCCUACCGUCAACAUCAGACAAUCAAUACAUUACAAUCUCUCGGCAAUCAACUCGACCCUCAAAUAAUAUAUUAUCUAGCUAAUAUAUUACGACAUGACAAAAAAAUCACGAAGAUAAGACUUGGAAAUAGUGCCAUCGGCGAUAUAGGGACGCGAUAUCUAGCUAAUGUAUUACAAUAUAAUACAACACUCAUUGUGCUACAUCUUGGAUACAACGAAAUCGGUGAUGAAGGAACACAAUAUCUAGCAAAUGCAUUACAUCAGAAUACAACACUUGCUGCUCUACAUCUUUGGGGAAACAAAAUCACCAAUGCAGGAGCACGAGAUCUAGCAAAUGCAUUAAAAUAUAAUAGAACAUUAAUCAAACUUGAUCUUAGAUACAAUCAAAUUGGUCGUGCAGGAGCACGAUAUCUAGCGCAUGGAUUGCAGUAUAAUACAACACUCACAAUGCUAAGUCUUGAACAAAAUUCAAUCGAUUUUCAAGCAGGACAAUAUUUCGAAAUAGAAAUGAAAAAAGUUCCAUUAAGAGUGUGGCUUUAA